This is a messenger RNA of Zeugodacus cucurbitae (melon fly), 1581 nucleotides long. Its product is annotated as protein yellow-like. The record is from RefSeq and is a predicted model, not a curated record. The coding region runs from base 161 to 1468 and encodes 435 amino acids. Gene Ontology annotation, cellular component: extracellular region. The transcript has 4 exons. Lineage: Eukaryota; Metazoa; Arthropoda; Insecta; Diptera; Tephritidae.
UAAAACCGAAAGAAUUAAAAUCACACAAUCAGUCGGUUUUUAAAUCGAAACGGAGACGAGCAAUCUGCGAAACGUUCUUGCGGCUUUGAAAUUUCAUAUAUUCGAAGUAAUUAAAAUUUUAAACGCUCGUAAAUAAGAAAAGUAAUUAAUUAAACAACAAAUGCAUUCAAGCUGGUUUUGUCUCACACUGCUUCUGGUUGCCAUCCACGACAGCGAGAGCGCUUACGGUCGCGGCAAUCAAUGGAGUCAAAACAAUCAUCGCCCCAGCGCCCCGAAAUAUAAGGAGUUGACGAAAGUUUACGAGGCGAAAAAUUUGGAGUUUGCAUUCCCCAGUGAAGAUGACAGGCAAAAAGCUUUGGAUAAAGGUUUCUACAAUCCCGACAAUCCGCUGCCCAUAGAUGUGGAUGUCUACUAUCCAAAAAGUGGCAAGGAGCCGAAGAUAUUCGUGACAAUACCACGCUUCGGUCAAGGUGUGCCAUACUCGCUGGCCUAUCUAACGAAUGAGGUGCGUCCGAAUGGCACGGAACUGCAGCCCUAUCCAAGCUAUGACUGGCAUAAAUCUCACGGCGAUGACUGUGAUGGGCUUACCUCGGUUUAUCGGAUACAGAUCGAUUCGUGUGGCAAAAUGUGGGUAUUGGACAGUGGUGAAAUUGAAUUCAAGCAACACUGCGCCCCACAAUUGGUAGUCUUCGAUAUAGCGACCUCCGAAGUGGUGCAUCGCUAUCGUUUUCCCAAAGGCAUGUACAAGCCAACAAUAAGUCGCUUUGUUACACCAUAUGUAGACAUAGCCGACCCUGCACCGAAGGGUUCAUGCAAGGAAGCCUUCGUCUAUAUGGCUGAUCCCACCGGCACGGGUUUUGUGGUCUACGACGUGCAGCAUGAACGUUCAUGGCGUGUGGAAAACAAAUAUACAUAUCCCGAUCCAGACUUUGGUACGCACACCAUAGCCGGUGAGAGCUUUGAACUCGUAGAUGGUUCAUUCGGUUUUGCCGUUACACCUAGAGGUUUGGGUUUGCGUCGCAUGUUAUACCUGCAUUCGCUGUCGAAUGAUGCACAAGUAGCCAUACCACUGGAUAUUGUGAACGAUCCCACCUACUGGGGUAACGGUAUCAAUUCAGCUUUGCAGCAUUUUGUGCUGUUAGGCAAACGUGGCGUACAAUGUGCGGCACCAGCUAUGACUGCGAAAGGCAUGUUUCUGUGUGGACAUCUAGAGCCGAUUGGACUUUUCGGCUGGGAUAUACGUACACCAUACACAUUUCAAAAUCGCUUGCUGUUGGCUGAGAAUCCCACCACACUACAAUUUAUUAGCGGUUUGAAAGUGAUAAGAAAUUCAGAGGGCAAAGAAGAGGUUUGGAUGCUGUCAAAUAGGCUACAGAAGGGCUUCUCCGGCACCAUGAACUACAAUGAGAUUAAUUACCGCAUUUCCAAAUGUGGCGUCGAAGAGUUAGUGUUCGGUAGACCUUGCUAGUCGGCGAUGAGCUCUAAUCAAGUCAGUUUAGUACCUUGAGAAUAUUGUGUGUACAAUAUUACUUGUAAUAAUAAUUUGAUUAAUAAAUUUGAAACAUUUUUAUGUUAAAAAAA